AUGAGAGAAGAAAAACAUAUAUCGAAGAUGAAAGGGAGAAUGGCGAAGGAGGAGGAGGAGGAGGAGCCGCUCAGCCCGAUGGCGCGUGUAUUCCAAUCGCCGGAGAUAGACUACUGCGCCGUCACCAUCAUGGGGUUCAAAACCAAGAUUAGACCCGACGUUGUUCUCGAUGCCUUGAGGCAUAAUGUCUCCAAGCAUCCUCGUUUCUCCGCCAAACUGUCUGAAAAUGGUGCAAAAUGGAUAGAGGCUCAAGUCAAUGUAGAAGACCAUGUAGUUGUACCAUACAUAAACCAAGAAGAGAUUGGUGAAGAUGGACAAGGCUUCGUCGAUGACUACAUCUCACGUCUUACAACGAUUCCUCUUGAUAGAUCAAGACCUUUGUGGGACAUGCACAUCCUUAACGUCAAAACCUCAGAUGCUGAAGCAGUCGGUGUAAUAAGAUCUCACCAUUCACUGGGAGAUGGAAUGUCCUUGAUUUCCCUCAUGCUCGCAUGUACCCAUAAAACAUCAGACCCUGACACGUUUUCUAAUGCUAUUCCUUCCUUGAAACGGCGUAAAACGGCGCCGCAUGGCCUUAAAAACAAAAGCUGGUUCUUAAGGUCGAUAUUCACCAUCGGUUCUGCAACGAGGCUGAUUUGGAAUACAAUCGUAGAUAUGCUGCUUCUUUUGGCGACUCUGUUGUUUUUGAAGGAUACAAAGACGCCUCUAAAAGGCGACGCGGAUGUCGGGACUAAUCCAAAGAGAUUUUAUCACCGAACUAUCAAUUUGGAUGACAUUAAACUUAUAAAGAACGCUAUGAACAUGAAUUUUCGUGUUGGAUAUGUAUCUAAAGUUUCACACGUGUAUAUCUUGUUUCUUGAAAAACAAGGCAAAAAGAUUGAGGAGGAGGAUGGAGCAUUGGCAUCAUAUAAGAACCAUCUGCCACGUCGACUACGAUUCCGUUCAGGUUGUACAGUUAAUUUGAGGUCGGACAUCGGGUUCAAGCCUUUGGCAGAUAUGAUGGUGAAGAAUUCAAAAUGCAGAUGGGGAAACUACUUUAGUUUUAUCAUUUUGCCCUUCUCCAUCGGUUUACAAAACGAUCCAUUGGUUUAUCUUAAAAUAUCAAAAUCCACGAUGGCUCGAAAGAAGAACUCUUACCACGCUGCUCUAGUGUAUUUAAUUAUCAAAAUCGUCCUAAAAGUGUUGGGAGCUAAGGUAGCAGCAAGAAUAUUUAACCGACCCGUAAUGAACACAACGACAUGCGUUUCAAACGUCAUCGGUCCCAUGGAAGAAAUCAGUUUCCGUGGCCAUCCUGUCGCUUACAUCGCUCCAAGCUCUUACGGACACCCACAAGCAUUGUUGGUACAUUACAUAAGUUAUGCGGGGAAGAUGACAAUCUCGUUGGCGGUUGAUCCUACUGUCAUACCAGAUCCUCACAAGAUAUGUGAUGAAAUGGAAAAGUCAUUGAAAGCGAUGAAAGCUGCUCUUUCGGAAAGAGGGUUACUAUAA
Messenger RNA from Thlaspi arvense, 1488 nucleotides. The record is from the annotation of a GenBank genome assembly. Lineage: Eukaryota; Viridiplantae; Streptophyta; Magnoliopsida; Brassicales; Brassicaceae.